UCUCUGACUUACACAAACACAUGCACACGCGCGCACACGCGGGGCGCUCAUAUAGGAGGAUCCCAGCAGAGGAGCGGCCAGUGAACGGCGGAGUGCGCACCGGACCGGCUCGUUAACUUGUCCUCGCCCUAUAGUCUAUCAACCCUUUAUUUCUGAAGCUGCUUCAGCCAUCGGACUACCGACCAGACUACCGGCUACGAAGAGACUCCCCCAACACUCCAGACAGCCUCAGACUGAUCGUCAUCGGCUGUUUUACUCCGGAGACUGCGGAUUUUAUCCUCGUUACUGAGAGUGCGCACCGUCUUCUCGAGAUAAACUAAGUCCAAGGACAUAAAGUCUGCUCUAUUUGUCCAGACGCUGGGAAAUAUACCCGCAAUCCCCAUAUCGGCCCGGCUGUCUCCUGUGCCCCCUUCUCCGGUUUAACUGUACCGGUCAGACUUGAAAAAGAGCAACAGCCUCUACCGGCAUCCGUAAGAUAGAAAAGCUCUACAUCAAGCUGCAGCCAUGGAUGAGAUGGACCUGCCCCAGAUGAAGAAGGAGGUGGAGAGCCUCAAGUACCAGCUGGCCUUUAAACGAGAAAAGUCCUCCAAGACAGUGACUGACUUGGUAAAGUGGAUAGAGGAUGGCGUCCCAGAGGAUCCCUUUCUGAACCCAGAGCUGAUGAAGAACAACCCAUGGGUGGAAAAAGGAAAGUGCAUCCUCCUCUAGAAGAAUUCACCAUGACCCUUCAACUUUGACCACCAUGACCAACACUUCAGAUCGCCCCUGAACCUGACCCUGCUGACCCACGGCCAAGCAGCGCCUCCCAACCUCUUACACUGAAUGUACGACAAAUGAUGACCCUGAACUUCCUAAACACACACCCCAACAAAGGCACAGAAACACACACUUCCAGAGUAACACAGUAACACACUUUCAUACAAAACUUUGGGAUUAUCCCUGACUGCCACACUUUCACUGCAAGUUUUUUCCUGCCACGGUGAUGCAUCAUUACAAUGAUAUAUGAUGACAAUGAUCAGUACUCUUAUUACCUUUCUCUAUAUGGAUAUAUGAUGACUUAUUUAUGCAGCUGCUAGUCACAAGCUUUCUUUCCUCUUAAUCAAUAUCUUCUCGUCACUGUAAGCAUAAAAGUUUUUUUUUCCAAUUUUGAUGGUUUUUCAUAAACUGUAGAGUCACAUUCUUCCAGGCAGCAGAUGACUGUAGAUUAUUAAAGGAAUUCAUAACAAAAUAGAAAUGCAAUUGUUGCAUGUUUCAACAGGUUAGUACGGUUUAUGGAAAGGCAAAAAUGUGUCAAACAAAUCAUGCCAUUGUUAAGUUUUCAAGUUGAAAAGAUACAUUUCCAGGACUUGUUAAAUUGAAGUAAGCUUAGUUAUUAUCUAAAGUUAUAAAAAUAAACUUUUUGGUACAACAGAGUGUCACCCCUGACAAUGUUGCAUGCUUUUAGCUGUUCCUGAUUUGAACAUUCAUGAUGUAUGCAGGAUAAAAAAGCCUGCAUACACUGAGUUAACUGACGCCUUGACAUAGAAGAAACAACAUGCAAAAUUUGGGACAAAUUCUCUAUAACAGCAAUAUUAGUCAUGUUUUUAGUUUCACAGCGUUCUCCCUGGUAUGACUCCUACAGUUUUUAUACAUAAUGUGAUUUCACACAUCUCGCAUAGCAUGCUUAUAACAUUAACAUUCUGAAUAUGAGCUUUGCAACCAGUGUUGUUUUGCUUCAGCAUCUUUUCUUCCAAAAGUAUCAUAGCAGCUCUGUUUGUGUUGUCAGAGCAGAAUGAAGCUAUGGGUCUCUGGGGGGGAUGAGUUUACCGCUCCCUCUCCUCCUUAGCUACAACCCCUGAGGACAACACACAAAGCCACAAACCCACGCAUUUGACAUGCAAACAACCCAUGCAAGCACACUAUUGCUCUCCACACAUGUACAGACAGACCCCUUUAACUUAUUAACUUAUUGUAGUUUAUUUAUUUAUUUAUUUAUUUAUUGGUGAGACCCCUCUUUCCCCCUUGCUUUGGUUAGUACGUCUGCGUUCCUCCUCCUAAUACACCUCCUCUAAAGGAAAAACAGACCAAAAAUCUAUGACACCUUGCCAGAUCAUCAUCUGUGACUGCCUUGUACACAGUUUCCUUAAACAGAGAAUGUAAAUAUAUGGCAUGAUCACGCUUACCUCAGAGCUGGUUUGUGUGUGCGUGCAUGCAUGCAACUGUGUGUUUAUGUGUGCAUAUGUUUUUCAGUGGAUGUUAGGCUCCCUUGCAGAUCAUGAAGCUCACACAUGCACACACAAGCAGCUGUGUCACACACAGGCAGGCCUGAGGCUGAGCAGAUUGACAUAACACACGCACACUGCUUAGUGGGAAUGUGUAUGAGGGAGGAGUGGCAAGGAUGUAGGAUUCUCUAAACGACUUGGGACAGGGGAGCCUCACAUCAUCUCAGUACUGUAAUGAGUCUCAUUAUGUACAUUUUCUUCAAACUGACCCAUUUCCCUAAAGGCUACUCAGUGCUUGAAUGAUUUUAGUCCUUGAAUGUGUAACACUAAGUCUCUCCUUAAAUUUUUAUCUCACUUAUUAUCUUUACCACAAUGUGCUUCUAAAUUGUCAUUUUUUUUAUCCAACAUUCUAGCUUAUCUUUUCACUGCAUUGUUACUUCCUGUAAACACAUUUUCAAAAGUUCAUUCAGUCAUAAGGACAAGUUAAAGAUUUAAUUAUAAACUGCAAAUGUAAAAAAAUAAUUGUAUUUCUGGACCUGAUGUGUGACCAAGAAACUUAGGAUGUCAAGCAUAUAUGCAACACAACAACUCCCUUUAGAGUCACUUUAGAAGUCCCAUGGUUUAUUGUGAGACAUUCUGAGACAUAAUGUUCAUGAUUUUUGAUAUUAUGUUACAUAUUAGAUUUUAAGUUUGGAAAUUUGAAAGUGAAAUUUAAGUUAACUGUUAGAAAGAAUUAAAUUCAGCCUUUCUAUUCCAUCAUAAAAGCAGGAAGUGGGACUUUUAAAAUGGCUUCAAUGGUACAAAGAACUGUUUUCUGAGUCUCAGGUAUGUAGCUUUUCCAUUGUCAGGCUGAAGUUUAUUUUCAACAUCAAUGAGAUUUUCUUUUUUUUUUUUCAACUCUUACUAAACCAAUGAAAAAAUGAACAAAUGUUGUUAGCUAAAGUCUCACAUAGUCCUAAAUCAGUGCCAACUGUACAUGAGAGGAUUCCUGAGUCCGCCUGUCCCUCGUCUGUGUUCUGUUCAGCAACUUUACUCACUUGUUUGUUUUGUUUUUAUAUAAUCUGAACGUGUGUAUGUAUGUAUGUUACUACUAUUAUAAUGACAGCUUAAAAUCUUGUCUCAAUAUCUAGCAACAUAUUCCUCUUGAGAGUGCUUUGGAAAACAUAUUAUGCAUCGGAUCAAGUCUUAGUGUAAAGAUGACAAUAAGCAAUAAAAGAAACAUCAUUUUUUAUUGAAUGUUUUACAAAAACAUCUAUCUUAUUGAAUAAAGUAGACAAUUUUUAGACAA
Molecule: messenger RNA, 3489 nt
Organism: Cheilinus undulatus (humphead wrasse)
Lineage: Eukaryota; Metazoa; Chordata; Actinopteri; Labriformes; Labridae
Gene: gng13b
Product: guanine nucleotide binding protein (G protein), gamma 13b
Exons: 3
Coding region: 505-708 (67 amino acids)
Biological process (GO): phospholipase C-activating G protein-coupled receptor signaling pathway; sensory perception of taste
Cellular component (GO): heterotrimeric G-protein complex
Molecular function (GO): G-protein beta-subunit binding
Source: RefSeq, a predicted model, not a curated record